Diuraphis noxia (Russian wheat aphid) is the source of this 3426-nucleotide messenger RNA. RefSeq names its product centrosomal protein of 104 kDa. Lineage: Eukaryota; Metazoa; Arthropoda; Insecta; Hemiptera; Aphididae. Gene Ontology annotation, cellular component: cilium. The record is from RefSeq and is a predicted model, not a curated record.
UUCGCACGUAUUCUAUGAUAUUGUUGUGCGGGGUGACGGAGACGCGCGCCAUACAAAUUAUCAGCACACGGCGGCGUCCCAUCCCCUCCCACUCAACCGCCAGACCAGUCCGCCGUUGAAGUUCGAAAACUUUAUUGUUAAAAGGUCGCGUGCAGACGUCCGUCGACGGCGGUGGCGACCAAAGGGCUGCAGCGGAUUUCGAUCGAUUGAUUUUUAUCCCGAAUCGUCGGCAAACGGCAUAACAAUAUGUGUGCGACCGUGUGUGUGUGUGUGCAUCGUAGACCGUAUAUAACGGACGAGAUAGAGAGAAAGAGAGAAGAAAAAACGUUAAUAAAUUAAAAAGGAAACGUGAUAAAAAAAAACGCAAUCGACGUAAUGUUYAAUAGUUCCGAACGGUUCAAAUACGUCAGAAGAAAAUUCGGCACCGCCAACAACAGUGAAAAUCGCUCAUUCGUGCAGCUUAACCACUUUCAAUCCGACGUAAACAAUGUCAGCUGGAAAAGUGGAAUUUAUCGUUGUUUACAAAACAAGCGAAGAUAUUAUUUAUCAAAGCUCUGAACUUAACAACCAUGGUCCGACCGUUAAGGGGUGGAGGUCUUCCAAAAAUUGCGAAUAUCCUCAGCAAUUAAUACUUAAACUCCACGAAACCACCGUGAUCCAGCAAAUCCAGAUACUUGCUCAUCAAUAUUUAAUUCCCAAUAAAAUUGAAAUAUGGAUCGGGCCAGAAGAAUGCGUGGAAACAGAUAAUGUAUCAACUCAAAAUUACGAAUAUUUAGGUUAUAUUACGCUUAAUGAUAACGAUGGAGGUACAGUGAAGAGCAGAGAACUUAAGACUAUUUCUCUACCAUUAGCUAGUGCGACUAGUUAUGUCAAGUUGGUUUUGUACGAAAACCAUACAAAUUCUUUAAACCGUUUUAAUCAAGUGAGCUUAAUAGGUAUACAAGUAACAGGCGAAAAACAACAUACAGAUCAAGGAGGCUUCACACAUCACAGUUCAAUAUGCGAUGACUUAGCUUUCGAGAUGUACGUGGACAAACACAUCGCGAAAAUCAUUCGAAUGCUUGAAAACAGAAAGAUUAUUGCUGUUCAAGAUGAACGUUUUGAGUAUGCGAGAAAAUUAAAAGGGGCGAUGACGGAGUUAAGGUCUGCUGGAGAAAAACUAGGAAAAUUAGAAUUAUCAAAAACCCAGGCGAUACAAAACGAAGACUACGGUAAAGCAAAGAAGAAAAAAACCCAAAUGGAAGAGUAUCGUGCACAAGUGAUGAUUGAAAAUCGGGUAGAUGACCUUUUGGAAAAAAAUGGGCCUUUAGAAAUUAAUGAUGAGGAACCUGAAGAUCUCGUUGACAAGACACCAGGAUCUGUUGACGAUGCCAAGAACGUAGCUUCAUUGUCUCCAAUAGUAUCGCCAAAACAAGUUUCGACCAAGCCUUGUCAACAAGAAAUCGUACCAGAAACAACCGAAACCGAAGUGGUUGAUGAACCAGACAUUUACCAUAGUCCAGUAUCGCCACUUCACUAUCCCGAAAAUAAUUCUAGGGAAAGAUCACCAAAGCUACAGCAAACGAUCAUCACGAAAGCAAUCUCGUUAAAAAGACCUAAACCAAUCCGUCCAAAAUCCAGCAAGAGCAGUUACGAUGCAUAUGAUGAACAAGCUAUUCCAGCACAAAGAUUUUGCCAAACGCAAAAUAAUCUUGACUCUUCCUCAUUGACGUCGACGUCGACAAGCGGUGUUGGAACGUCAAAGUUAACCGACAGAGAUAAGAAACAGGCUUCUAUUCCGAUCGCCGUGUUUGGACUUACGAUAGUGAAAUAUUUUUUUUCGAAACAAUAUUCGGACAAAGUUGAAGGGUUGAAAUUGAUGGAAAGUUCGAUGAAGAGUUUUAUGUUCGACGGUGUUGACGUUCGACACUCUCCGAAUAAAAUGACCCGGGCAGCUGUCCAGCUGUUGCACCGAACUCUUAGGGACAAAGUGUUUGCUGUCUACAAUCUCUCUGCGGAAAUCAUAAGGUUCCUGUUUUCAGAAUUCAUCCCUGGGAGAGUUUCAACGGGCGAAGCUUCGCGAAGUCUAGAAACACUGCUUCCUGAACUGUUGGCGAAAGCUGGAGACACGACGCCGCGUAUUAACACCAUAGCGACGCACACCAUAUUGAGUGUAGCUGAAGUGCCCGACAUAAGAAAACUUAAUAUCAUACCGACUCAUUUGACGCGUUUACUCACCGGUAACAUACAUCCCAGAUUGAUACUCAGCCGCUUGGAAAUGGUUGAGCAACUGAUUGUCAGCCAAGGAGUGUCGUCCGACAAAAAUAGUGGGAUGACUUGUCGUAUUUUAUGCGAAUUUGGUAUGUCAGCUAUUCAUCAUCCAACAGAAGCCGUUCGCAAAGCUGCCGAACGGAUUUUAGUACACGUUUACAAAGUUAAUCCUAGGUUCGUACGAAAACAACUGCCACCAGAUGACGAAGUUACCAGGCGUAAUAUUAUGUACAGGCAACUAAUGCAAGAGUUUGAACGUAUCGACCAAGAAAGACUAGGCGAAAUAGAUACAGUCGGUCAAAUACAAUGCAAAUUGGUACGGUCGACUAGUGAGAAUACGUCGACUUAUCACAACAACGAAAAUAUCCAUAAUAGCAUAGUUCAGAGUAAAUUAAGUUCCAGCACAUCAGCUAGCGUGGCUGAUGUUUACGAGAAUGGCCAAGAAAAUGUCAAUGCAUUGAAAUUAAACCGUUGUACAUUUUGCAAAGAUGAAUCUUUAUUCUCCGAAGAAGAAUUAAAUAUCCAUUAUUGGAAAUAUUGUCCGUUGUUGAUGCGUUGCGAACACUGUUCCGAAGUUAUUGAGAUUAUGGCACUUCGACAUCACUUAAUAAAAGAAUGCGAUUUCAAAGAUAAGUAUACAACAUGCGAUCAAUGUUUAGARGUGAUUGAGAUCGAAUUUCUAGAACACCAUAUUUCAGGAUCUACAUGUACAAAAAGAAAUACUGUCAGUAAUAUUUGUCCGUUAUGUUUGGAUGAAAUAGGAAGCGAUCAUCAAGAUUGGUAUAAACAUUUAAUUGGUCCGUCAGCGUGUAAAAUUCAUCCACGAAAGAAUUAUAUUAAGCGUCAAUAAAUUAGAAGCGAAGGCAUUCAAAUGAAUACAUGGAUAUUAAUGAGUCACUUUAGGCCCGUUUCCUAUAAGUGCGUAUCAUACGUUCAUCGUACGGGAGAGUUUUAUCUUAUUUAGUACCUAAACAUUAAGUUUAUACGUGUCUAUCUGCCAAAAACCAACGCCUCUUUGUCAGAAUAAGGGCAGAAAUAAUAUAAUUUCUAUUAAAUUAAAGUUUAAUUACAUUAUUGCCAAACCUAUAAUUAACCGUCUUCACAAUCUUUGCCAAUAAUAAUAAUAAUAAUAUAAAAAUUAUAAUUAUUAUUAUUAUAAUUAAUAUUAAAAUAUUA